AUGGUUGAGCGACUCCAUCGCCAGCUCAAGGCUGUCCUCACUGCGAGCCUGGAUCGGGAGCACUGCGUCGACCACUUUCCUAUGGUGCUUCUCGGCCUACGCACUGUCCUUCGUCGCAACCUUGGCUGUUCUCCAGCCGAACUCAUUUAUGGCGCACUCCUGCGGCUUGCUCGAGACUUGUUCGUUCCUUCGGACCCCUUGCCCCAGCUGCUGCAGUACCUUCAAUGCCUACAGGACUGCAUUCAGCAACUGCGCCCCGUCCCGCUUCGAUCUUCGGACUACAGAAUCUUUGUGCAUUUGGACCUUGCGUCGUCGACCCACGUUUUUCACAGACGAGGCGCUGUAAAGGCACCUCUGGCACCCUGCUACGAUGGGCUGUACUGUGUCUUCCAUAAGACCCCGAAGUCCGCCACCAUCCUAAUGGUUGCGAAGAGGUACCUUUAUUAG
Dermacentor andersoni is the source of this 447-nucleotide messenger RNA. RefSeq lists its product as uncharacterized. The record is from RefSeq and is a predicted model, not a curated record. Gene Ontology annotation, molecular function: nucleic acid binding. NCBI's taxonomy places the organism in Eukaryota, Metazoa, Arthropoda, Arachnida, Ixodida, Ixodidae.